AUGGGGGCGGAUUGGGGGCAGCGUGGUCGCUGUGCGCAGUUGGGCUCGCGGCCCUUUGCGGCGUCGCCGUACCUCCUUCUCCUCGUCGUAUUUCUGCUGCUGCUGUCUCUGUUGCCCCCGCACAGCGCAGCCGCCCAGUCCGCAGCAGCUCCUGACACCCCAGUGAAGGUGCUGCUGCUUAAGCGAAAUGAUCUUGGCCCAUUCAGCUUUAUGUCUAAUGCUUUUUACGCCGGCGUGCACGCCUCGCUGAGGGCGCACAACUCCACGGCUGCGGGCGACGUUCUUACUGAACUUGUUGAGCGGGAAUCAGACGGGGCGGGAGUCGCCACCGUUCUGGAGGACGUGAUGCAGAAGGAACAGGACAUUCUCACUCUUCUGGCAGAGUUCGGUGAUACGUACUUGGGAAAGGUGCUUUCAGUCUUGCCUAGCUUUGACCUCGUCUCUUUUGCCCCGUUCACUGGGUCGAACUUCCUGCGUGGGUGGAACCCCAACGUGUACUUUGUGCGCGUCAGCCCUGUGUCCGAGCUGCAGGCAAUUAUCCGCUACGCCGUGACUCAGCUGCGGGUGCUUCGGCUUGGCUUCAUGUACCUGCUGGAUGAAUACUUCGAUGAAACGGACUAUGGGCAGGCACAGCGUGUGCUGUCGGGGAUGGGCUACGAGUUCUGCUACGUCUUCGCCGUGAAACCCGUCUCGACUGGUGAGGCCAACUCCAAAGAGUUCGACGAUGAGUGGGAGCAAUUUGUUGCGACUCAGCCGCAGGCUGUGAUUAUGUUUGGCGCGCCGACGGCAAGCACCGCGCAAUUCAUUAAGAGGAUGCUGGAGGACGAGCGCACCGCCGGCGCGUACCUGCUGACCCCCUUUAUGUUUCAGCCAUUUGUUUUGCAAGCUUGGCGUGCUGCCGUGGGUGGUGGUGCGAAGUUUGUGCCCGGGCAGGUGAUCGCGACGGGGACGAACCCGCUGGCGAAGGACGCAAGUUACGACGCCAUCCGUCGCUUCCAGGCGGUGAUGCGGGAGUACCUGAAGAACAGCGGGCAGAGGGACUACAAGGACACGGAGCAUUUCCUCAACAAUGACGAUGACGGCGAGAUGAUGGUUGAUGGGUGGAUUGCCGGCGAGGUGCUGGCGCAGGCGCUGAGGAACUGGUAA
Trypanosoma conorhini is the source of this 1146-nucleotide messenger RNA. Its product is annotated as receptor-type adenlyate cyclase. Bases 1 to 1146 code for a protein of 381 amino acids. NCBI's taxonomy places the organism in Eukaryota, Euglenozoa, Kinetoplastea, Trypanosomatida, Trypanosomatidae. The record is from RefSeq and is a predicted model, not a curated record. The transcript has a single exon.